AUGAGUUCACACUCCGGUCCCGCGACCCUACCGCGGGGCUUUCGGUGCCCCGACUUGGAGGCACCUAGGACACCGGAGCCAUUCCCGGAAACGGACGAUGUCCAGAUCCCCUCACCACCAAAGCCGCGCCUGAAGCUGCGCAGGCGUGUUGUCUCUCAGCUCACUGCGCCGACCCAACACUUUCUUGCUUCUGUUGCGGCGGCCGACGUCCCAAUACCCAGCAUUGAGGAACCCCAAAUCGCCCCGGACGACUACGACAUGAAUGGCACCUGCCCCUUUCCCGAAUUCCGGUGCGACGAUGACGAAGUCGACAUGAACUUCCUCCGGCCCCAGGGCAGAGGACUUCCCGCACCCAAGACACCAGUCCCCGAGUUGGAAACAUCGCUGCCAGCGUCCCAGUACCCUAACUGGACCAUUGACUCCAUCAGCAGCGUGGAGUCGACCCCGGAGCCCGAUUACGAGUCCAGCCGCCCCUCGACAUCGAGGUCGACGCAAACUAGCGCGUCGUUGUUUAGCCGCUUCUCCAUGGCUUCUGACGACGACCACUACGAUCAUUUCGGAGACGAGAUCCAAGAGGACAAGGACAACCACCUUGUUCCCGUCGAAGAAAAUGCUCCAGUGCAGGAACGCUCCGGGCCUCGGGGCAAGGCAAGGAAGGCCCCCUGGACGAAGGCGAUGAGCGACCACCUGUGGUCGACCUUCAUGCUCUACCUACAGGACCCCAAAGUCACGCCGUUCCGCAUGGGCAAGAGCUGCAUUCCUCCCGAGGGCGUCUGCUCCCGUGUCGCGCGUGAGGCGAAACGAAGCUGGAAGGGCUCCAAAGCGAUCUCCAAGGCGGCUAGCUCUAGCGAGGGCAGGAAGAGCGGAAGCGCCACGCCCACCGCUGAUAGCUCGGGCACCUUUAUCCAAUGGCCGCAUACUUGCGCCGCCACGCGCGCGCACCUGCGGGACCUAUGCAAAUCGAAGGCCGGAUCCCGGACUAAUAAAUACCGAUUCACCUCGCGGCAUAUUACCCCCUUUACACAAGCCACUCCCCGCCAAUGGAACCGCCAAUCUGCUGCUCCAGGUCGCUCGCCCGCUCCGUUCACGACUCAGGAUAUGUCCAUGUCACUUGCGUUGAGCACGUCUGAGAGUAUGCAGCCCAACGGCCCCCUGGCCCAGCUCGCGGCCCACAACCCUUCGGAGCCGGCAGAACUCGGCCAACCUGCUUUGGCCCCGGCCCCGGCUCCAGCCCCGGCCUCAGCUCCCCUCGCAGGCCAAGCCCUCGGCACCUUUGAAGGCGAGCCAUCUUUCGCGGAACGCCAGCGCCUUGGCUCUCCUUUUGGUGCCAGCAGCUACGGUCCCAGCUCUUCCGGUUCGCUUGCUGCCGUCCUCGGCCUGAGUGGUUCCAUCCCGCGCAGGCAGUCGCAGACUGUCGGUCCACGGCGGACUUUGCAGUCGCCCGUGCGACUUAGCAGGUCGGGCACCCAAAAACGACGGCACACUCAGUCCGGCGUCCCGCGCAAACGACCCAGCAUUGGUUCUGACCUGUGGCUCGACCCAGGCUUCAAGGCUGCCAUGGCCGCAGCCGGUGUCACUCAGGCUCAGGAAGCAACCACUCCGACCCGCAAUGAGUUCAUGAUCCCCAAGAUUCCCUCCGUUCCCACACUGAGUCUCUCCACGAGCAUGCCCAACGUUGCUGCGCAACUCGACGAUUCAGCCCUCCCUGCUCCGCCACCCCGUUUGGGCUCCCCCUUUACAGCCAAGCGCUCCAGCUUUAGUUUCCCCCACAGGGUACACCGUGCGCAUCAAGGAGGCAGCAUCGACCUCGGCGUGCUCGGCCGGCCCUAUGCGACGAUGCAGCAGCUCUCGACCACCGACUCCAGCAACCUGGCGCCGGUUCCGGCUCGCCACAACAACACCCUUGUCGAUCGUUUAGCCUACAUCGAUCAACGCCUCAAGGAGCUCCGCCAGCGCGAGGCCAACCCCCGUUCCUAUGGUGGUUUGUAA
Dichotomopilus funicola is the source of this 1989-nucleotide messenger RNA. RefSeq lists its product as uncharacterized. The record is from RefSeq and is a predicted model, not a curated record. Lineage: Eukaryota; Fungi; Ascomycota; Sordariomycetes; Sordariales; Chaetomiaceae. The transcript has a single exon. Bases 1 to 1989 code for a protein of 662 amino acids.